GUUGGCCACAUCAUAUCAGCAUUGAAACUGGAUUUAAGAGGACUCACGGGUGAUGUAAUGCUGGGUAUAAGAGCUAUGGACAAGCUCUUGGCUGUCUGGUCAGGAUCUGAUAAUUAGCAGCACACAGCAUACAAGACAUUUUAAAAGGUUCUUUGGGGCUUUCUUAGCAGUCAUGUCCUACCAGCCAAAUGUCAUCAGCUCCCAGCCUCAGGUCACCGUGACCCAGUACACUGUAUCUUCUGGCUCCUCGGACUGGAACUCCAAUGUGUGUGACUGCUGUGAAGACUGUGGCAUCUGUCUGUGUGCCACCUUCAUCCCGUGCAUUCUUGGCUGUAAAGUGGCCCAGGACAAUGGGGACAGCUGCUGCAUCCCAUUCCUCCCAGGUGCCAUGAUCGCUCUGAGGACAAGCGUUCGCAGCAGAUAUCACAUUAGUGGCUCGGUGUGUGACGACUGGGUGGUCAUGUCAUGUUGCCCGCUUUGUGGAUUAUGUCAGAUGGCACGCGAGCAAAAGAUGAGAGGAAACUAAAAUAUAGAUUUGAUGUCCGUAAUCAAUAUAAUGCUGACUGAAAUACUCAAAAAGUUGAAAGUAGGUUGUCCAAUUAUGAGUUAUACACUGUUUCAGUCCAAAUGAGCAGCACAAGACUAAACAAGACAGGCAUUUAAUUUUUUUUUUUUUUUUUUUUUUUUUUU
Periophthalmus magnuspinnatus is the source of this 690-nucleotide messenger RNA. It is a transcript of the gene cnfn, whose product is annotated as cornifelin. The record is from RefSeq and is a predicted model, not a curated record. The coding region runs from base 173 to 526 and encodes 117 amino acids. Gene Ontology annotation, cellular component: cornified envelope. The transcript has 4 exons. NCBI's taxonomy places the organism in Eukaryota, Metazoa, Chordata, Actinopteri, Gobiiformes, Gobiidae.